CUUCGCUGUGAGCAACACUGUCCUUGCCAGUCUUGUGCUACGCUUCUCCCGCCGCGAUGGCAGUGUUCCAUUCGACGACUACGUCAUCUGCUGUGCCCGUAUGAAAACUUGUUUCGAAACAUUUUCUUCUUGCGACAAGGCAACCAAUGGAAUGGCUCUGUUUGAUGAGGAUCAGUUCCUUGGAUUAGCAUAA
Messenger RNA from Protopolystoma xenopodis, 193 nucleotides. NCBI's taxonomy places the organism in Eukaryota, Metazoa, Platyhelminthes, Monogenea, Polystomatidea, Polystomatidae. The record is from the annotation of a GenBank genome assembly.